This is a messenger RNA of Peromyscus leucopus (white-footed mouse), 5288 nucleotides long. RefSeq names its product hook microtubule tethering protein 3 (gene Hook3). Gene Ontology annotation, biological process: cytoskeleton-dependent intracellular transport; cytoplasmic microtubule organization. Gene Ontology annotation, cellular component: cytoplasm; centrosome. The transcript is spliced from 23 exons. The coding region runs from base 422 to 2587 and encodes 721 amino acids. Gene Ontology annotation, molecular function: microtubule binding; dynein light intermediate chain binding. The record is from RefSeq and is a predicted model, not a curated record. Lineage: Eukaryota; Metazoa; Chordata; Mammalia; Rodentia; Cricetidae.
CCUUCCCCCCGAACACCGGGGCUCGUCCCGAGGGGCGAGCACCCCGGGCGACCUGCCGUCACAUCCGGGGCUUGCGACGGGCGGAGCUGAGGAGCCGGUGCGGGCCGCGUCUACACCCGCGGGCCGGGUCAGGGUCAGCAAGGGAGCGGCCGGGCUCAGGCAGGCUGGGCCCAGCAGGGUCCAGGAGGAACUUGUCCGGCCUGAGAGGUUGGCUGCUGUCCGAGAGGAAACCUGCCCGGUGGGGGCUAAUGAUGGGGUGCAGGCGACACUGUAAUUAGGACUGCGUGCAGGGAUGAGGCGCUGGCGCUUCGCUCCCCAGCUCCCCGUGAUCCAAAGCGUCGGUUCUGCCUGGGCGCCCGGUAGAGGCACUCGGGACCCCUAGUUACGACGCUGCUCGCCUUUGUUGUAGCGUUCAGCCAGGAUGGAGCGUAGCCCCUUGAGGGAUGAAGCCCUGCCCAUUGGAAAAAUCGUACAUUGGAGGAUCCAGACCUUUAAUGUGGAUACACCAUGCCAGACCGUGGAAGAUUUAACGAAUGGGGUUGUGAUGUCCCAGGUUCUUCAAAAGAUAGAUCCUGCAUAUUUCGAUGAUAAUUGGCUAAACAGAAUCAAAACUGAAGUGGGAGACAACUGGAGAUUAAAGAUUAGUAACUUAAAGAAAAUUUUAAAAGGAAUCUUGGAUUACAAUCAUGAGAUUUUAGGACAGCAGAUUAAUGAUUUUACCCUUCCUGAUGUGAACCUUAUUGGGGAGCAUUCUGAUGCAGCAGAGCUCGGAAGGAUGCUCCAGCUCAUUCUAGGCUGUGCUGUGAACUGUGAACAGAAGCAAGAGUACAUUCAAGCCAUUAUGAUGAUGGAGGAGUCUGUUCAGCAUGUCGUCAUGACAGCCAUUCAAGAGCUAAUGAGUAAAGAGUCCCCUGUCUCUGCUGGGAAUGAUGCCUAUGUUGAUCUGGAUCGCCAGUUGAAGAAAACUACAGAGGAACUAAACGAAGCUUUGUCAGCAAAGGAAGAAAUUGCUCAAAGAUGCCAUGAAUUGGAUAUGCAGGUUGCAGCACUGCAAGAGGAGAAGAGUAGUUUACUGGCGGAAAAUCAGAUCCUGAUGGAGCGACUCAAUCAGUCUGAUUCUAUAGAAGAUCCCAACAGUCCAGCAGGAAGAAGACACCUGCAACUUCAGACUCAGUUAGAGCAGCUGCAAGAGGAGACGUUCAGACUAGAAGCAGCGAAAGAUGAUUAUCGAAUACGCUGUGAGGAGUUAGAAAAGGAAAUCUCGGAGCUUCGGCAGCAGAACGAUGAACUAACCACCUUGGCAGAUGAAGCUCAGUCUCUAAAGGAUGAAAUAGACGUUCUCAGACACUCUUCUGAUAAAGUCUCUAAACUAGAAGGUCAAGUUGAAUCUUAUAAAAAGAAGCUGGAAGACCUUGGGGAUUUGAGGCGGCAAGUUAAACUCUUAGAAGAAAAGAAUACUAUGUACAUGCAGAACACUGUCAGUCUGGAGGAAGAAUUAAGAAAGGCUAAUGCAGCCCGAGGUCAGCUUGAGACAUACAAGAGACAGGUUGUAGAGCUGCAAAAUAGAUUAUCUGAUGAAUCAAAGAAAGCAGAUAAAUUAGAUUUUGAAUAUAAGCGACUAAAAGAAAAAGUUGAUGGUCUUCAGAAAGAGAAAGAUAGGUUAAGAACAGAAAGGGAUUCUCUGAAGGAAACCAUUGAAGAGCUCCGUUGUGUCCAGGCUCAGGAGGGGCAGCUCACCACUCAAGGGUUAAUGCCUCUGGGAAGCCAGGAAUCUUCAGACAGCCUCGCAGCAGAGAUUAUUACACCUGAAAUCAGGGAGAAACUUAUUCGUCUUCAGCAUGAGAAUAAGAUGUUAAAAAUCAGUCAAGAGGGUUCAGACAAUGAGAAAAUUGCCUUAUUGCAGAGCCUUCUAGAUGAUGCAAACCUGCGCAAGAAUGAGCUGGAGACGGAGAACAGGCUGGUGAAUCAAAGACUUCUAGAAGUACAGUCACAAGUAGAAGAACUGCAGAAAUCUUUGCAGGAUCAAGGCUCAAAAGCAGAAGAUGCUAUUUCAAUUCUUCUGAAAAAGAAGCUUGAAGAACAUCUAGAGAAGCUGCAUGAAGCCAACAAUGAAUUACAGAAAAAGAGGGCCAUUAUUGAAGACCUUGAGCCAAGAUUUAACAACAGCUCCUUAAGAAUUGAAGAAUUGCAAGAAGCUUUACGGAAGAAGGAAGAAGAAAUGAAGCAGAUGGAAGAGCGCUAUAAGAAGUACUUAGAGAAAGCCAAAAGUGUUAUUCGUACGUUAGACCCUAAACAGAAUCAAGGAGCAGCACCAGAAAUACAAGCUCUUAAAAACCAACUGCAGGAACGGGAUCGACUGUUCCACUCGUUAGAGAAAGAAUAUGAGAAAACGAAGAGUCAAAGAGACAUGGAGGAGAAAUACAUUGUCAGUGCCUGGUACAAUAUGGGAAUGACUCUACAUAAAAAGGCGGCUGAAGACAGACUAGCUAGCACAGGUUCAGGGCAGUCAUUUCUAGCGAGGCAAAGACAAGCGACCAGCACAAGAAGACCCUACCCAGGCCAUGUCCAGCCAGCCACGGCAAGGUAGAGAGCUCUCGCCAUGAGGGGUUCUUAAAGAACAUGCUUCUGUUACAGAUAACAACAUUUCAGGAAAUUCAGCCAGCUUAUUUUAUUUCUACUUGUGUUAAGAUUUAGUGUUUCUCACAUGAGGAUUUUCUCUUAUAUCUUUCAGUUUCUUUGUCCUUUGUUUUAUGGUCUUUUCAGUUCCUUUUAAUGUGCCAAAAAUUUGUAAAUGUUCAAUUAAAAAUGUUGUAUAAUAGUGUAAUACUUUUCUUUGUAUGAAAAUGUCUUCUUCCCAUUUGUGUGGGCUUUGUAAAGAAUCAGAUUUUCUGCCAAUAAUUGAUACACAAUUUAUAUUCUUUAUCGUGCCUACUGUGUUACCAUACUUUCUAAGACUGUCUUUGUUUAAAGGGAAUUAAUCUUUUUAUGGUGUGGUAAUCUGUGCUUUCAAUUGUUUUUCAAAUGCACUUCAGAUCAUUUAGAUAUUUACUGUACUAUAUGAAGUGCUGUCGAGGGCACUUUUGCAAAGAAGGACAUUGGCAGAGGCACUGGUCCGAUCACAUGGCACCUGGCAGGAUCCCUCAGAGAGAAGAAAGGAGUUUUCAUGUUACCUUGCUAGAAAUUAAACUUACUCUAAGACUUCAUUUUCAAACCAUGAAUGUGUGAAAUGUCACUAUUUCCUGCUCUCAUGCUUGCUGGCAGAAGUGAAAUUGAUGAAGAUGUUUGGGUAGACAUUACGGAGGAUAAAAUUUGGCAGGAUUUUUUUCUUCCUUUGGAAUAUCUUCAUAGUUGAGAAUCAGAUUCUACCCACGCACUUUUAAUUGCUCUCUACAUGUAAAAGAUUUAUUUUUCAUAUAGGUAGCCUUAUCUUUGGGGCAGUUCUUUGACUUGUGCCUCAUAUGUUUUAUAUAUUCUGUGAGCCUUUCCUUUUCUCAAUUAAUCUUGAUAGCUAACAUCUUAAUACCAUUCAUUAAGAUCAGUACAUGCCUUUCUGUGUGUAAUAUUAUGACAGAUCUCUUUACAGUGUUUAACUCUACCUACGAGUCCAAGAAUUGGUUAACUGGAGAGAUUUUCUUGGGUAUUUGGUUGUUCAAACUGCUUACGUUGUAUGCCACAUUUAUUUACAUAGAUGAAUGUCUGUGAAGCAAUCACUGGGAAGCACUUUGUCUAUAUAAGGUAUUAUAUCGUUUUAAACUAUCAUUUAUUUGCAAAUAAUAUACCUUUUGUCUUUUUCCAUAUUGAUUUAUGUAUUUGAUCUCAAAUUAUAUUUAAGUUUCCUCCAGCCUUUUUCUUGUUUCAAAUCAUCACAUUUAAAAAAAGAAAAAGAAAUCUGAAAUGAGGUCAGAGCUUAUUUGUUGUCUUUAGGUAAGUCAUCUACGUGGAAGAUGUAUUUGAUGUACUUACUGUUUAGAAGUGCUGGUGCUGUUUAGUUCUGUAUAAAAGGCAGUAACUUUAAUUCAAGUUGAAUGAGAUUAAGAAUUUUCAGAAACUAUAUGCAAGUGCUUCAUUUUAACUCCUCUCUUUUAUAAGAAAAUUGACCUAGAAAUUUGUCCUGCAUGUUUUGUUUUGUUUUGUUUUGUUUUGUCAGACGGAGUCUUUAUGUAACCCAGGCUGCCUUGAACACAUGAUCCUCUUGGAUUAUAGGCGUGAACCACCAUACUCAGCUCUUAGAAUGUUUUUUCCCUCAGAGAAACGAUUCUUGAAGAAAGGUAUUAGAACAUAAAGAAAUGACAGCAUGCGCUAUGCAGCAUUUCUUUAAAAAAUACCCUCUGACCAGUGUCUGAGCACAGCAGGAGGCAUCUGCUUAGGAAGACCGCAAAGCAGCGAGAAUUAGAAGCAGUGGAGAGCUGUGUGAGGGCAAUGCACUGUGGGGUUUCAGGGCAAACAGACCCCAUCUUUUAGGUCUGCUUUUGUUUUAAGUUCAAGACAAUCUAGCCUUGUUACCCAGACCUGCCUCAAAUCCUUUGACUCAAAACCAUCCUCCUGCCUCUGCCUUCCAAGAGGCUGAGAUUAUGGUGUGUGUGCUGCCACGCCUACAUGAUGUCUCAAGUUUGAAAAUAAAAGAUUAAAAAUUGGAGCCAGCAAAAUGGCUCAGCUGGAAAAGAGUACUUGCUGCCAAGGCUGAGGACCUCUGCUCAUGGCAUUCCUGGGGCCCAGAUGGUGAGGGAACAAGCCCCUCCCCAGGAGGUCCUCUGACCUCCACACUCACACAGGCAAAUAAAUAUGUUUUAAAAGAUUAAAAAGAGCUUAAAAUAGGUCUCACUCCACCUUUAGUUCACAGAAUAUAUAAGAAUUUCUAAGGACAUUUUUUUAAAACAAGUUAGUCUAUGAUCCCUACACUUAAUAAAAUACUGGUUGUUGAGAUGUUAUACUUGUAGAAUGAAGUGACUGUGAAAACAAGAGACUCUGGAAGCUGCUCUUCAACCAGAUUUUACCCAUGAGGUAAAAACCUUGCAAUGUUUUGAUUUUCAUUUUCUAUUUACCUGCCCUCUGUGUGCAUACCCCCCUACCCACAUUCUUUCUCUACAUGUUUAGGAAAUGCCGCAAGCUUUCGGAAGGAAGUUUAGCUUCUGGCUUUCUUCAGCGUUGCUGUGUGUUAAUUUCAGUGUUUAUAACCCUCACUGUUGUUUGCUGUAUCUUUAAUGUUUGGUGGAUUUCAUUCAGUAAAUGGAAGAAAUAGCUCAUGAUAUUUCCUAAUAAAAUAAAGCAUGCUUUCAUUUUCAAAACAG